AUGAGGAAAAGAAUAGCUUCCUUCAAGAACUUAGCCAAGAGAGUGAACAGCAUUAACACGAGAGAAUACGGUUCCGAGUCUCCUCUGAUCGGUGAGGCAGACGACACGUCUUCCACAGCGGUUGCGUUGGCGGCCAAGACGCCUACGGGAUCUUGUGCGGUGUACGUAGGGGAAGAGCGCGUGAGACGCGUGGUGCCAACGAGCUAUCUGAAUCAUCCUCUCUUCAGGAUGUUACUUGACAAGUCAUACGACGAGUUACACUGUUUCGAGCAGAAGGUUAUGUUGGUUCUCCCUUGUAGCCUGUCCGUUUUCCAAGACGUUGUUAACGCCAUCGAGUCUUGUAACAGCAGCUUCCACUUCGGCGAUUGUGUUGAGGAGUUUCUUUGAUUUUUUAGUUAAUAAAAGAACGUUUCCAGACGUUGUUAAGGUUUCUAUCGUUUUGAUAAAACUUUAUUGCUUAGGUCUUUUUCUUUUAAUGAAAAAUAUAUAACUGUUUAUAGUACUGAUUGUGUAAUUUGUGAUGUAAUACAUUAUCCAACACCCCUUUGUUGCGUGGUGUGGAAAUUUUUUUUUCUCUCGUGGAAAUAACUAUUUAGAUAUCAAUACAUAUUUGUUC
Messenger RNA from Eruca vesicaria subsp. sativa (arugula), 616 nucleotides. NCBI's taxonomy places the organism in Eukaryota, Viridiplantae, Streptophyta, Magnoliopsida, Brassicales, Brassicaceae. The record is from the annotation of a GenBank genome assembly.